Molecule: messenger RNA, 1671 nt
Organism: Paramecium tetraurelia
Lineage: Eukaryota; Ciliophora; Oligohymenophorea; Peniculida; Parameciidae
Exons: 1
Source: RefSeq, a predicted model, not a curated record
AUGAAUAAAUAUUUAGCAUAUUAAUUUGUUGGAAAAAGCGAUGGCCUUCAUAAGCUACCAGAUCAUAUACAAAAAAUAAAGAAAUCUCUUGGAUUCGAAGAAAAAGAGAGAAAAGUUAUUGAAGAAUUAAUACCUUAAUUGAAAUAAAGAAUUAGAGCACAAUCUAUUCCAGAGAAACCGAUUCCCAAACAAUUACAAAUUAAUAAUCUGGCUAAGAAGUUGGCCUAUUUAAGGUAAGAGUAUGAUAAAAUAAAUGUUGAAUUGAAUAAACAUUAAUCUUUCAGAACAUAAAUAAAAAAUCCAAAAACAAGUUUUGAAUAACAUUUUUUUUAAAUUGAACAAUAGAUUCACAUUUGGGAAGAAUAAAAAUCUAAACUCUCUGAGUAAAUUAAACAAAUUAAAAAAGAACUCUUCUUCUUAGAGAAUCAAUCAGAUACUUAUACUUCAAAAAAAAUAGCUACUAACUAAUCUGUGUUAUUGAGUGAAUUAGUCACAAUCGAGAAAAAGAUUCCUACUCCUUCUAAGCUCCCUAAAAUAUUAAAUUAGGAAAGUCCAAUGUACACUUAACCUAAAGCAUUUCAUUCAGAUGUUAAAAUGUUAAAUAAUACAAAUGAUUCAAAUUUGAUUGAUUUGCUAGAAAGUGACGAAGAUUAAGAUUUACGACCUAGAACAAGAGUAAUAAAAAUGAAAUAAAAAUAAUUGCCAACUUUAGAAUAAAUAAUUAGUUAAUUGGAUCAAUUUGUUAUAAAGAAUGAUAAAUUACAGCCUCAUAAAGAAGCAUUAAAAUAAUUUAGAUUAGCAUAGUAUGAAAAAUAUUUAUAUAAAUAACCUCACAUCUAAAUGAAUAUUAAUUAUGGAUAAAAACUAUCCUUAACACAUAAGAGAAUUAAGAACAUAAAGUAUGGAUUUGCUGCUGUUUUUUUUUGUUUUUGUUUAAUUAAGUAAACGAAGAUAUCUCAAUAGAGAUAUCAGUUAAUUAGUUAUUCAUAUCAUUAAAAUAAUUAUUAAAAAGUUAAUUAAGAACUGAUAUUUUUUGUUAACAAUGUAAUAGCUAAAUAGAUUUUGUUCAAAUUUAGUAGAUUGUAAUAACUUUAAAAAGCUGAAAAAAAACAGCACAAAAUGAUGAUCCCAUUGAUAGCAGAGGAAAUUGUCAGAGAAAUUCUGUAGAAAAUGACAAAUUAGAAGUUUUCAAAUUAAUUUUAUAUUUUCUUAAAUUCUAUUUCGGAAGAAGGCUUUUAUCCACUAUAAAAUUAUCAUAGUGACAUUAUAAAAGCAAGAUUUUAGAUAUCAAAAUACUUUUCAUACUUAUUGAGAGAAUGUAAAAAGAUUGUCUUUAUUGAAUUGGUUCUCAUUAAAAAUAUUAUCUUUUAUGGGUUAUUUAUUAAAGCCAAAGAAUUAUUUGGCUAAUUAAAAAUAGAUGCAGAUAAUGAAUUAAUUAAUUCUGUCACAUUAAUUUUUCUUGAACUAUUUUUAAGAACCUUAUAAUCAGGAGUUAUAAAUGUAAAUCUAAAACAUUUUAGUUAUGCAUCAGCAGAUGGUCCAUAUGUUUAAAAGUAUUUGAAGGAACUAGAUCUAAUAAAAAUGAAAAUUCUAACUACUUUAUAAAUUGAUGAUAUGUUGAAACCAUUUAUUUAAAUGAUUGAAAAAUAAUUUUUAAAUUACUAAUAAUGA